CGGGCUGCGGAGGGGAGGCGGGCAGGGAAGUCUCGCCGGGGAGCUGCCCGCUCCGUGCAGGGCAGAGCGCAGCGGAGGCGGACAGGGGCGCCCCGCCGGGGGCUGCGGGGGGCGGCGCGGGGUGCCGCCCCGGGGCCGGGCCGCUCCAGCCCCGCGGGCCCGUGGGGGCCGAGCCCCCCCCCGUCCGAGCACACACCCCACACACACCUCCAGCCGCGGGGCGUGGGCGCGGCGGCCCCAUGGGCGGGGGCGGGGGCGGCUCUGCGCGGGGGCCGCCUGCCGCGGCUGAUGCCGCUACCGGCCGCCCGCGGGGCGGCUGAGGCGGGCGCCGGGGCCGGGGCCGGGGCCGGGGCCGGGGGAGGCGGCGGCGGGAUGCUCCCGGCCAUGUGGCGGCCGGGGGUGCGCGGGGUCCUGGGCCGGGCGUUCGUGCUGCUGCUGCCGCCCUGCGCCCUGCUGCUGGCGGCGGUGCCUGGCUCCGCGUCCCACCCGCAGCCCUGCCAGAUCCUGCGGCGCAUCGGGCACACCGUCCGGGUGGGGGCCACCCACCUGCAGCCCCGCGCCACCGCCUGGCCCGGGGAGGCGGGGGGCGGGCGGCGGGCGGGGGGCAGCUCGCAGGAGGGGAGAGCGGCGGGGCCGCGGGGCCGGCGGCCGGGUGGUGGCGGGGAGCGGCGGCCGCCACCCUUGCUAUCGCCCUCGCCGCGGGACGCGCUGCUGCUGGCCGUGGCCAACCUCAACGGCGUGGCCGGGCUGCUGCCCUACAACCUGUCCCUGGAGGUGGUGAUGGCGAUCGAGGCGGGGCUGGGCGACCUGCCCCUGUUCCCCUUCUCUUCCCCCAGCGCCUCCUGGAGCAACGACCCCGUCUCCUUCCUGCAGAGCCUCUGCCACACCGUGGUGGUGCAGGGGGUCUCCGCCAUCCUCGCCUUCCCGCAGAGCCGCGGCGAGAUGCUGGAGCUGGACUUCAUCUCGGCGGCGCUGCGCAUCCCCGUGGUCAGCAUCGUGCUGGGAGAGUUUCCCCGGCGGAGCCCGAGCCUAUAUGUUCGACUGCAUCCUACAAAUGACAAAGAAACCUUUCAAAAUAAAAUUAGGAAGAAUCCCCUUCACCUGCAGAUGAGUUUAGAAAACUCACUAAGUUCUGAUGCUGAUGUCACUUUCUCGAUCCUUGCAAUGAACAACUGGUAUAAUUUCAGCCUGAUGCUAUGUCAGGAGGAGUGGAACAUCACAGAUUUUCUCUUCCUCACACAACAGAGUUCCAAGUUCCAUCUGGGAUCCAUUAUAAACAUUACAGCAAACCUCACUUCAACCAGUGACCUUCUGAACUACUUACAGUUUUACCUGGAGAGUAUCAAAGACACAACGUCUACCAUGGUGAUGUUUGGAUGCGACAUGGAAAAAACACGAAGGAUUUUUGAAAUUACCACCCAGUUCGGUGUGAUGCCUCCAGAACUUCACUGGAUUAUUGGGGAUUCACAGAACGUGGAAGAACUGAGGACAGAAGGUUUGCCACUUGGCCUCAUUGCUCAUGGCAAGACAACACAGUCGGUCUUUGAGCAUUAUGUGCAGGAUGCAAUGGAGCUGGUAGCAAGAGCUGUAGCAGCAGCCACCAUGAUUCAACCUGAACUAGCUCUUAUUCCAAGUACAAUGAACUGCAUGGACACAGAUGAAAGGAAUAUCACUUCAGGGCAGUACUUGUCAAAGUUUCUAGCCAACACAACUUUUGACGGUCUCAGUGGCCACAUUAAGGUCAAAGGCUCCUCCAUUGUCAGCUCAGAAAACAACUUCUUUAUCUGGAAUCUGCAGCACGACCCUGUAGGGAAACCAAUGUGGACUCGUCUAGGAAGCUGGCAAGAAGGAAGGAUAAUAAUGGACUAUGGAAUAUGGCCAGAACAGGCCCAGAGACAUAAAAAUCACAUGCAACACCCCACCCGGCUGCACCUCAGAGUGGUAACUCUCAUUGAGCAUCCAUUCGUCUUUACAAGAGAUGUAGAUGAGGAAGGUCUUUGCCCAGCAGGGCAGCUGUGUCUGGAUCCUUUGACCAAUGAUUCAGCCAUGCUGGAUAACCUGUUUGAAACCCUUCAAGGAGGGAAUGACACUGUUCCCAUUGAGCUGAAGAAAUGCUGCUAUGGUUACUGCAUUGACCUGCUGGAGAAGCUAGCUGAAGAUAUGAAUUUUGAUUUUGACUUGUAUAUUGUUGGUGAUGGAAAAUAUGGAGCCUGGAAGAAUGGCCACUGGACAGGGCUGGUGGGAGACCUUCUUGCUGGCACAGCUCACAUGGCAGUGACAUCAUUUAGCAUUAACACUGCACGCAGCCAAGUGAUUGAUUUCACCAGCCCUUUCUUUUCAACCAGUUUGGGCAUCUUGGUGAGGACCAAAGACACAGCAGCUCCUAUUGGAGCCUUUAUGUGGCCACUUCACUGGACUAUGUGGCUGGGGAUAUUUGUUGCUCUCCACAUCACAGCUAUAUUCCUCACCUUAUAUGAGUGGAAAAGUCCUUUUGGGAUGACCCCCAAAGGAAGGAACAGGAACAAAGUCUUCUCUUUCUCCUCUGCCCUGAAUGUCUGCUAUGCCAUCUUAUUUGGAAGAACAGCUGCCAUCAAACCCCCCAAGUGCUGGACUGGAAGGUUUUUAAUGAAUCUCUGGGCUAUUUUCUGUCUGUUUUGUUUGUCCACAUACACAGCCAACCUAGCUGCUGUCAUGGUAGGAGAGAAGAUCUAUGAAGAGCUUUCUGGAAUACACGACCCAAAGCUCCACCACCCAUCCCAAGGCUUUCGGUUUGGAACCGUGCGAGAAAGCAGCGCAGAAGACUAUGUGAGGCAAAGCUUCCCAGAGAUGCAUGAGUACAUGCGACGGUACAAUGUCCCUGCAACCCCAGAUGGAGUAGCAUAUCUAAAGCAUGAUCCAGAGAAACUCGAUGCCUUCAUCAUGGAUAAAGCACUCUUAGAUUAUGAAGUAUCAAUAGAUGCUGACUGCAAGCUUCUAACUGUGGGAAAACCCUUUGCCAUUGAAGGAUAUGGUAUUGGUCUUCCCCCCAACUCUCCGCUCACCUCAAACAUCUCUGAACUGAUAAGCCAGUACAAGUCCCAUGGUUUCAUGGAUGUUCUGCACGACAAAUGGUACAAGGUUGUUCCAUGUGGGAAAAGAAGCUUUGCUGUCACAGAGACUCUGCAAAUGGGCAUCAAGCACUUUUCUGGGCUCUUUGUGAUGUUGUGCAUUGGGUUUGGCUUGUCCAUUCUCACUACCAUUGGGGAACACAUUGUCUACAGACUGGUCCUACCACGAAUCAAGAAGAAAUCCAAGAUGAAGUACUGGCUCCAUACAAGUCAGAGAUUACAUCGUGCUCUGAACAGUUCUUUUACUGAGGACAAACAUCAGCCUAAGACAAAACGAGUAGAAAAGAGGUCCCAUGUAGGGAACAGCCAGCAUGCUGUGUGGAAUACAGCCAAUCUGGGCAACUGUCAUCGGAAAAAAUAUAUCUGCACCGAUGAAGGGCAAAACGAGGUGACGAUCCGACAGCACCAAGACAUCCCCCUGCCCCAGGUAGGGAGAGAGACUCCAGCUUCUUUAACGACCAACGGGAAAGCAGAGUCCCUCAAUAUUGCUAGGACCUCAGUGGUGCAAGAGCUUAUGGAGCUGGAGAAGCAGAUCGAAAUCAUCAAGCAGGAGCUGCAACUCGCCAUGGACAGGAAAUCAGAGCUGGAAGAGUAUCAGAGGACAAACAGGACUGCAGAGCCCUAGGCCAGCAUACUUGGGCCUUUCCCCCUUUUAUUCCCUUCCUCUGUAAAAUUUGUAACACACUUUUGUAAUGCCAGAAAGAGGUGCAAAAAUAAAGCAGGCAAUAUGCUCUUCAUGAGAGCAGAAUUGCAGCAGCCCACAG
Messenger RNA from Phalacrocorax carbo (great cormorant), 3871 nucleotides. The record is from RefSeq and is a predicted model, not a curated record. Lineage: Eukaryota; Metazoa; Chordata; Aves; Suliformes; Phalacrocoracidae.